AUGGGUUUUCAUCUAUUACAGUUUGUUGACACUUCGGUACGGGUAAGCCUUCCCUCUCUCGCCUGUUCGAUUGCUGGGUGGAGUGGUGGAUGCUUCACAAUGCAGAAGCUUCGAGGGCUCCAGCUUCAACCCUUCAAAGAGUUGGAAACACGGAUUCAGCCCCAAAAAUACGGUACCGACUUUUCCAAGUCCGUGGACACUGCAUGUCUACCUUGUAUGUGA
Molecule: messenger RNA, 222 nt
Organism: Botrytis fragariae
Lineage: Eukaryota; Fungi; Ascomycota; Leotiomycetes; Helotiales; Sclerotiniaceae
Exons: 2
Coding region: 1-222 (73 amino acids)
Source: RefSeq, a predicted model, not a curated record